This is a messenger RNA of Melanotaenia boesemani (Boeseman's rainbowfish), 1231 nucleotides long. RefSeq names its product ribosome production factor 2 homolog (gene rpf2). Gene Ontology annotation, cellular component: nucleolus. Gene Ontology annotation, biological process: maturation of LSU-rRNA from tricistronic rRNA transcript (SSU-rRNA, 5.8S rRNA, LSU-rRNA); ribosomal large subunit assembly. Lineage: Eukaryota; Metazoa; Chordata; Actinopteri; Atheriniformes; Melanotaeniidae. The record is from RefSeq and is a predicted model, not a curated record. The transcript has 10 exons. Gene Ontology annotation, molecular function: rRNA binding. Bases 129 to 1055 code for a protein of 308 amino acids.
AUUGGGAAGUUAGAGGAAGAGCUGAGAGUGAGUGACCGUAGAAGAAGAAUAGCUCCUGUUGUCUUCCGCUGCUAAGUCUCACGUGGACCUAAUAGCGGCUUAAAGAGAGACCCUUAAAAAAGAGCAAAAUGACGCAUUUAGACGGCGUAACAAAACCAAAGACGAGGCGCUCGAAGCGUUUCCUGGAGAGCAGAGCGGCCAAACUGACGGAGGAUGUGAAGAGCGUCAUGAUCAUGAAAGGAGGGAACACCACUCAGACCAUCACUCAGGCCCUCAAAGACAUCUAUUCCCUGAAGAAACCCAACGCGGUGCUGUACAAGAAAAAGAAUAUCACUCGGCCUUUUGAGGACUCAACAUCACUGGAGUUUUUCUCCAAGAAGACGGACUGCUCUCUGUUUCUGUUCGGCUCCCACAACAAGAAACGGCCCAACAAUCUCAUCUUUGGUCGUCUGUUUGACUUCCACGUUCUAGACAUGAUUGAACUCGGCAUCGAGAAGUUCGUCUCUCUGAGUGAGAUCAAGACCUCCAAGUGUCCAGAAGGAACCAAACCCAUGCUCGUGUUUGCAGGAGAAGCUUUUGACUCCGACAACGAGCACAAACGGCUCAAGAGUCUGUUGAUAGACUUCUUCAGAGGGCCCACCGUGCCUGCGGUCCGACUGGCCGGUCUGGAGCACGUCCUGCAUUUCACUGCCGUAGAGGGGAAAAUCUUCUUGCGCAGCUACAGGUGUCUGUUAAAGAAGUCCGGGUGUCGGACCCCGAGGAUCGAGCUGGAGGAGAUCGGGCCGUCUUUGGACUUGGUUUUAAGGAGAACACACCUGGCGUCAGAUGACCUGUACAAGCUGGCUCAUAAAGAGCCCAAAGCCCUGAAGCCAAAGAAGAAAAAGAAUAUUUCCCAUGAUGCCUUUGGUACAAGGUUUGGCCGGGUGCACAUGCAGAAGCAGGAUCUGUCCAAGUUGCAAACACGGAAGAUGAAGGGUCUGAGGAAGAGGAAGGGCGAAGUGGUUGCAGAAGAGCAGGGCGGUCCGGUUUCCAAAGCUGCCAAAUCACAGAGCUGAAGCUGUUUCCUGAUGCAGUCAUGUGACUCAAAGAGUCAUGUGACAUGUUUUCUAUCACAGUUUGAGGUCUCCGAUAAGAUAUUUUCUAUUAAUCAUUUAUUAUUUGUUAGAUUCAGUAUUCGGUUUUUUUUCUAGUAAAGUGUAAAAAGAUACUUUAAAAUGAAAUAAAACUAUAA